This is a messenger RNA of Cyanidioschyzon merolae strain 10D, 1131 nucleotides long. Its product is annotated as chloroplast ascorbate hydrogen peroxidase, precursor. The transcript has a single exon. Gene Ontology annotation, molecular function: heme binding; peroxidase activity. The coding region runs from base 1 to 1131 and encodes 376 amino acids. The record is from RefSeq and is a predicted model, not a curated record. Lineage: Eukaryota; Rhodophyta; Bangiophyceae; Cyanidiales; Cyanidiaceae. Gene Ontology annotation, biological process: cellular response to oxidative stress; hydrogen peroxide catabolic process; response to reactive oxygen species.
AUGCGUAUCCUGUCGUGCUCACUUUUACGUAACGGGUACAGUGGUAUCCGUAGCUCGAUGAAUUCAGGACAGAUUGCUUUUUCAAACGCUGUAAGUUUUCCUUCGUUGCGCUCUAUUCAGGUUAGAAGAAUCAGCAGUGUUUCAGUGCGUUCUGCGAACAAAGUUCGAUUCAGUUCUUAUUUUGUGCAACGUGAAGCGUACCGCGGCGCGGCAGUUUUGAGACUCAACACCCAGGCACCGACGCGAAGGCUUGUGACCAUGGCAAUCGACACACAGACGAUGACUUCUGUUCGGAACGAUCUUGUUGAAAUGAUCAAGCGUACCAAAGCGAUGCCGAUCCUGGUACGCUUGGCGUGGCACGACUCGGGAGACUACGACGCACGCCUGGGAACGGGCGGUGCGAACGGCUCUAUUCGUUUCAAUAAGGAACUCCAGCAUGGCGGCAAUGUUGGUCUCCCGGGCGCUCUGAACCUGUUGAAACCAAUCAAAGAGAAGUACCCAAACGUAGGAUGGGCUGAUCUUAUUCAGUACGCAAGUGUUCUGUCGAUCGAGGUUGCAGGCGGGCCCAAGAUUCCGUUCCGUUUCGGCCGUGUCGAUGCCCAGUCGGAGAAUGAGGUGCCACCAGAGGGUCGACUCCCGGCGGGCGGUCCACCGUUCCACAAGGCCGAGGGUGAGAAUCCUAACGAGCCCGCGCCCGACAAGGAGGACGCUGCCGCGCAUUUGCGUAGGGUUUUCUAUCGGAUGGGUUUCAAUGACCAGGAGAUCGUUGCACUGAGCGGUGGCCAUACCAUUGGACGCGCGUACAAGUUCCGAAGUGGCUUCGGCGCCGGUGAGGAGGGCACCAAGUAUACGCGCGCAGUGAGCGGUGUGACCAAGGGAGGCAGCUCCUGGACACCGGACUGGCUCCAGUUCAACAACAUGUACUUCAAGGUGCUCAUGGAUCCGAAUGCUGAUCCGGAGCUUCUGAAGCUCGUCACAGACAAGGCUCUCGUCGAAGAUCCGGAAUUCAACAAGUACGUGAAGAUCUAUGCCACCGAUGAGGCCAAGUUCUUCGAGGACUAUGCAAAUGCCCACAAGAAACUAAGCGAGCUUGGUUCAAAAUGGGAUCCGCCUGGUGGAAUUCCGGCAUAA